GGCCAGUAUCUUUUAAAGGCUUCGUCAAGGUGGACGUUCGGCAUUUUGCUGUGGUAAAAUAUCCUCAAAACUCUGUACGUAGAGGCGUAUAGAUGGUUUUGAACCAAAUAAAGACAUUGUGCAGUGGUAGUUAAGUGAAUUAAUGUGUUUGUAACACUCGUGGGUAAUUUGUGAUAGUUUUGUUAAGUUUUCUCGAAGUUUUCGUCUAAAUUUCGAGUAAUACUCAACUCAACUUAAAGAUUGGAUUAACUCAUAUUUGCUUUGGAUUCGCGAUGCGGUGUUGACCCCGGCGUGAUGAUGAGGCUCGAAGCGUCUGAGAAGCAGCAUCGCUACCACAACCUAUUAGAUGAUGAUCAUGCCAAUGAAAUGCUAGAAAGCGAGGGGGCAGGGUUGGCAGCAAGGGUAGCGGAACUAGAAGUCCGAUGUUCUCGGCAAGCUGAGGAGCUCCUGUGUCUUCGUUCAACCCUAGCCGAUGCCCUUAGAAGAUUAAAUGUUCUAGAAGGCCGAACGCCAGCCACUACAACUUCAACACAGAGAAAUGGUGCUUACACAGGGUCAACGGGUGGGACACCUACUCGGGAGCUUCGCAUAAGACAAUCCGCUUAUCGGGAACCAGCUAAACGCAGCUCCAGUUAUGGCUCCAGUGCUUCAUCAUUACCUCAGAGACGCGGCCCACAGCACCAGUCCACCGGAUCCCUGCAGUCGGACUCACCGGCUUCUUCGUCUUCCCUCUCCCCCGCGCCUUCCCCGUCACCCCGCGCCACCCCCGCCCCGCAUCACGUGCCCCAAGUCUCCCAGCCUUACAGAUCGCGCAAUAGUUCCACGUCAAGCAAUCAAAGUCCCUCCCCCGGAGUGAGCCUCACCAAGAGGUGGAACUCCACAGGGGACUUCAACACGCAGGGUCUUUUGCCGAACGCAAGGUUUACAACUACAAAGUCGUUAUUAAAUCUUUACUCUAAGCCGUCGCAAAAUGGAUCUAUAUUGAAACAUGGCACCCACACCUGUCAGUACAAUGAAGAAGACGGUUCCAUGAGGAUGUACAUCCGAGGCCGACCUGUGGUCCUGUAUGGUCCCAGCGACCACGAUACCUUGGACCCUGCGAAGGUCGCUCCUCCGCCGCAAAGCAAGCUCAAGUUGGAAUGGGUGUAUGGAUAUAGAGGCAAAGACUGCCGUAGCAACCUAUACCUCUUACCAACUGGAGAGAUAGUUUACUUCGUGGCAGCCGUGGUAGUUCUCUUCAACGUGGAUGAGCAGUGCCAACGGCAUUACACGGGCCAUACUGAUGACGUCAAGUGUAUCGCAAUUCAUCCAAACAAGAUGAUCAUUGCUAGUGGGCAGUGUGCGGGACAUGAUCGGAUGGACGCCAGGCCACACAUCCGGGUAUGGAACUCAGUUUCCCUGGCGACUCUGGCCGUUUUGGGCUCCGGGCACAUAGAGCGUGCGGUUGCCUGCCUCACCUUCUCGAGAGCUGAUGGCGGAUCCUUGCUGGCUGCUGUCGAUGAAGGCCCAGACCACACCAUCAGCGUAUGGGAGUGGCAGAGGCCGGAUAAGGGACACUGCGUCGCAGAAACUAAGUGUUCAGUUGACACAGUGGUAGCCGCAGAAUUCCAUCCGCUGGACAGAAACCAGAUCGUGACUUGUGGGAAGGGGCACAUCGCGUUUUGGACUUUGGACGCUUCCAACGUCUUAUACAAGCGCAUGGGCAUCUUCGAGACAAGGGACAAACCGAAAUAUGUCACUUGUCUUGGGUUUAAUCAUAAUGGCGACGUAAUCUCAGGCGACAGCAACGGAAACCUCAUAGUGUGGGGCCGCGGCACCAACACCAUCCAGAAGAUGGUGCGAGGGGUCCACUCGGGCUCCGUGUUCAGCGUGUGUAGCCUCAAGGAGGGGGCCGUGGUCAGCGGCGGGGGCAAGGAUGGGCGGCUGGUGCUCUUCGACGCGGAUCUGCAGCCCACUGCUACCGAGAAUGUGAUCGAAGGACACUACGGCGGCGUGCGAGUGAUCGCGGAAGGGCGUGGCUCACAACUCUUCAUCGGCACAACCAAGAACUGCAUCCUUCACGGAGACAUGGAGCUGGGAUUCUUACCUGCUGUCCUCGGUCACGUGGACGAGGUAUGGGGCUUAGCCGCUAACCCCACUUUGCCCCAAUUCGUGUCGGGCUGUUGGGACAGUUUGCUACAGCUUUGGGAUCCCCUCAGUCAUUCCACCGUAUGGAGCAAGGAUAUUGGGGAGCGCGCUCAAAGCUGCGCCUGGUCAUCGGACGGCAGCGUGAUAGCAGUGGGCUGCGUGUCAGGCAAGUGGCUGGUCUUCGACCCCGUCUCCAGGGAAUUGGUCGCGCACCAUGUCGAUGGCGUGGAACCAAUCCAGACCAUCCAAUACUCUCCAGACAACAAGUAUGUGGCGAUCGGAUCUCGGGACAACUUCAUUUACAUCUACCAAGUGGAUGACAAUUGUUCCAGAUAUUCCAGACUCGGGAAGUGCCUUGGCCACUCUAGCUUCAUAACCCACUUGGAUUGGUCCGAGGAUAGCCAGUACAUACGGAGUAACUCUGGCGAUUAUGAAUUAUUAUAUUGGAACGCAACCACCUGCCGUCAAAUCACUUCGACCACAUCGAUGCGAGACGUGGUCUGGGCCUCCAACAACUGCCCCAUCACCUUCCAAACCAUCGGGGUGUGGCCCGAGAACGCCGACGGCACCGACAUCAACACCUGCACCAGGUCUCACGAUAACCGAUUAGCCGCGACAGGAGAUGACUUUGGCAAAGUGAAACUAUUUGCUUACCCCGUCACACAACCUAAAUCCUUGUGUCACCAAUACGGCGGCCAUUCAUCCCACGUGACGUGUGUCCGUUUCCUUCUCGACGACUCGAGGCUGGUUACCGCCGGUGGACUGGAUACCAGUCUUAUGCAGUGGGUCGUUGAAUAAAGACAAUAGAUGGCGCUGUAUCAUUUUUUUAAUGUGGCAACAUUAACGUGAUUGGACAUUUUUUCUAGCACCCAAAAGCGCCCAUUGAAAAUGUAUAUUUAGGGUCCAUAAAUAUUUAAAAAAUAUUAAUUAAAGUUCUGCUUAGGGAUUGUUUUAUAAAUUUUAAUAGCUCUUAGAUUAUUUAUUUUUGAAUAAGCUAAUUCAAUAGUGAGCUUAUAAUAUUGCAACACCUAACACCUUUUUUUUAAUUUGAAAUGGGCCUUUUUAUUUUAAUACAGAGAUAAAUAUGUACACUACGAAGCACAUACAUUAUGGAAAUUGAACAAUUUAAAGAUUUAACGAAAUAUAUGCAUAAGUAUUUAGUACAAAAACUAUCUAAAUACAUAGGUUCUAUUCAAGUGAAUUUAUCCAAUACUAGUGCACUAUUUAAAAUUGAUAUUCAAAUUAUCUCGAAAUGUAACCGCCUGAGUAUUAUCUGCUUUUGCUCUCACCAAUUUAAAUAACGGAGUAAUUGUUAGGUUAAGUGAUGAAUAGAGCGCAAUUUGCUUUUUAUUCUUUCUUAUUUUCGACGGUGUUGCGAAACCGUCGAUUAUGUUGCGUAAAAGUACAUUUUACAAUAUUUUUUAUUAUAGUACAAAAUGUUUAGGUUUCGUGGUUGUGAUGUGUUCAAUUCGCAAAGGGUGACCGAUCCGUCGAUUUAUUUUCCUACACAAAGAUAUUUAUGCAACACUAUUAUAUUUUUACACUUGCAACACUAAGAAUAUUGUCAAUUGUGAUUUUAGCUUUUCAAAUUUUAGGCGUACGCACUUCGCUAUUACUGUAUUGUAUACCUUCGAAAAGAAUAUUCGGGAACUUUUAUGAUUUAUGGAAAAGUGGAUCAUUUGAUAUUUUUUAAGUUUAAUAAUAAAUUUAUUUUUAAGAUUUCCAUCGAUCAAUUUUGUUUGUAUUAGGUUUUCUUAAGUAGCAUUUGUUUGUAACCUAGUCACGGUUGAUUCGUUUCAUUUUAAUUGUGUUGUCAUCACGUAUUGUAAGCAUUAAUAUUUAGAUAUUUCCUGUAUAUACAAUUAUAUAUGAUGGCUCUGUCCGUCUUUUGAAUGUGCCUAAUAAAAAUGUUUACUGAA
Pieris napi is the source of this 4046-nucleotide messenger RNA. Its product is annotated as echinoderm microtubule-associated protein-like 2. Bases 295 to 2925 code for a protein of 876 amino acids. Gene Ontology annotation, molecular function: microtubule binding. NCBI's taxonomy places the organism in Eukaryota, Metazoa, Arthropoda, Insecta, Lepidoptera, Pieridae. Gene Ontology annotation, cellular component: mitotic spindle. The record is from RefSeq and is a predicted model, not a curated record. The transcript is spliced from 20 exons. Gene Ontology annotation, biological process: microtubule cytoskeleton organization.